GCCCGCGUGCGGACUACAAUUCCCAGCGUGCCUCUGGCUUCCGGGCAAGUUCAGAGGAGGCUGUCAUUUCCUAACCGGCCCUCGAAGGAGGAGGAGAAAGGAAAGGGAGGAAAGAGGAGGAGAAAGACAAGAUGGCGCUGACCAGUUUUUUACCAGCGCCAACUCAGCUAUCUCAGGACCAGCUGGAAUUAGAAGAGAGGGCAAGGUCACAAAGAGUAAGGCAGACUGCGUUGGUGUCUUCACGAAGGGAGCCGCCCCCUUAUGGAUACCGGAAGGGAUGGAUACCCCGAAUGCUGGAGGAUUUUGGAGAUGGAGGUGCUUUCCCAGAAAUUCAUGUUGCCCAGUAUCCUCUGGACAUGGGCCGAAAAAAGAAAAUGUCAAAUGCAUUGGCUGUUCAAGUCGAUGCAGAAGGAAAAAUAAAAUACGAUGCUAUAGCUCGGCAAGGACAGUCAAAAGACAAGGUCAUUUACAGCAAAUACACAGAUCUGAUUCCAAAAGAAGUUAUGAAUGUAGAUGACCCUGAUCUUCAAAGACCUGAUGAUGAAGCUGUCAGAGAGCUUACAGAAAAGACCCGGGCAGCCCUGGAAAAGUCUGUCUCCCAGAAAAUUGCAGCAGCCAUGCCAGUCCGAGCAGCAGAUAAACUAGCUCCAGCUCAGUACAUCCGAUACACACCAUCACAGCAGGGUGUGGCUUUCAACUCUGGUGCAAAACAGAGAGUUAUUAGAAUGGUGGAGAUGCAAAAGGACCCAAUGGAACCACCACGAUUUAAGAUUAACAAGAAAAUUCCGCGUGGGCCACCAUCUCCUCCAGCUCCUGUAAUGCAUUCUCCUAGCAGAAAGAUGACUGUAAAGGAGCAACAAGAAUGGAAAAUUCCUCCUUGCAUUUCAAACUGGAAAAAUGCAAAGGGUUAUACAAUUCCAUUAGACAAGCGCCUGGCUGCGGAUGGUAGAGGACUGCAGACAGUACAUAUCAAUGAAAACUUUGCCAAGUUGGCUGAGGCUCUCUACAUUGCUGACAGAAAGGCUCGUGAGGCUGUAGAGAUGCGAGCCCAAGUGGAACGGAAGAUGGCCCAGAAGGAAAAAGAGAAACAUGAAGAAAAAUUGAGGGAAAUGGCGCAAAAGGCCAGGGAGCGAAGAGCUGGGAUCAAAACACAUGUGGAAAAAGAGGAUGGAGAAGCUAGAGAACGUGAUGAAAUUAGACAUGACAGAAGAAAAGAGAGACAGCAUGACCGAAAUCUUUCCAGAGCAGCACCUGACAAAAGGUCAAAGCUGCAAAGGAAUGAGAACAGAGAUAUUAGUGAAGUCAUUGCCUUGGGUGUUCCCAAUCCUCGAACAUCAAAUGAAGUUCAGUAUGAUCAGAGGCUCUUCAACCAAAGUAAGGGUAUGGACAGUGGCUUUGCGGGAGGAGAAGAUGAAAUUUACAAUGUUUAUGACCAGCCCUGGAGAAGUGGUAAAGACAUGGCCCAAAAUAUCUACAGACCUAGUAAAAAUGUGGAUAAAGACAUGUAUGGAGAUGAUCUGGAAGCACGAAUAAAAACUACAAACAGGUUUGUCCCUGAUAAAGAAUUUUCUGGCUCAGAUCGCAGACAAAGAGGUCGAGAAGGACCAGUUCAGUUUGAGGAAGAUCCUUUUGGUCUGGACAAAUUCUUAGAGGAAGCCAAACAGCAUGGGGGCUCAAAAAGGCCUUCUGAUAGUAGCCGCCCUAAAGAACAUGAGCAUGAAGGCAAGAAGAGAAGGAAAGAGUAGUGAGACUAUAUUCACUACUUUGAACAUUUAUGUCUACCCUACAGGGGGCUGUCUGAAUCAACUGGCAGCUCAUGUAUGGUGGCUAUAAUGUGUGAUGAGUCUAACAGGACAAUUUUAUCCACAGAACCAAGGGAAAAGUGAAAAUUGGACCACUGAAUUUUAUAGGUUCUGUAUUUUGAGAACUAGCUGUGCCAUUCUCCUUUAUUUUUACACAGGUAGAGCUCUGUUCUCUUGUGUUAUGUUUGGAAUAUGCUGCUUGAUGUACCCUAUUCUUAGUUAAAGCUGCUUAUUCCAGUUGAUACUACUUCUCCAUGUACAUAAUGAAUCCUGCUUCUGCUGAGUUGUAUGUGAAAGGGGGAAGGGUAUUGUGAUUGUAUAAUUCAUCAUAAGCUUAUAGAAACAGCUGGAUUCCUUUAAUUGAGGUGAAUACAUAUCCAAGUUUAUUUCUGUUUCUUUACAUAGCAGCGAAAUAAAAUAUCCUUCCUUUAACUGA
Messenger RNA from Sceloporus undulatus (fence lizard), 2238 nucleotides. RefSeq names its product SNW domain containing 1 (gene SNW1). Gene Ontology annotation, cellular component: spliceosomal complex. Gene Ontology annotation, biological process: mRNA splicing, via spliceosome. The transcript has 14 exons. The record is from RefSeq and is a predicted model, not a curated record. Lineage: Eukaryota; Metazoa; Chordata; Lepidosauria; Squamata; Phrynosomatidae. Bases 132 to 1745 code for a protein of 537 amino acids.